This is a messenger RNA of Emiliania huxleyi CCMP1516, 519 nucleotides long. RefSeq lists its product as hypothetical. The record is from RefSeq and is a predicted model, not a curated record. The annotation marks the transcript as partial. NCBI's taxonomy places the organism in Eukaryota, Haptophyta, Isochrysidales, Noelaerhabdaceae. The transcript is spliced from 2 exons.
ACUAGCUGAGGGGCUCGCUAAACGCUCGCCGAGCUCCAUGCUGUGCAACACCACCUCCUCACUAAUCGUCAGGGGCGCGGAGAGCGCAGUGCACUGCGGUGAGGCUGCGCCGCGGGGGCUCGCCCCCUGCACCGCGCUCUCAGAGCGGCGUAGGGGAGAGGGCGGUCGGUGGCGGCGGCGGCGAGGCGCGAGGCGGUGGCGGCGGUGGUGCGGGCGGCGGGAUGACAGGGGAGGCGGCGGGAUUGACAGGGGAGGCGGCGGCCACGAGCGGAGCGGCGCGAGAAGGGGGGGGGGCGGCGGCGAGGCGCCGGUGAGCGAGGCGCCCGCGCCAUCAGAGGGACGCGCCGCUGCGAGAUGGAGGGCGGCGGUGACGGAGGCGAGGCGCGAGGCGGCGGCGGCGGCGGCGGCGGCGGCGGCGGCGGCGGCGAGUCUCGGUGAGCGGCGGCGGGAGGAGGAGCAGCGGCGGCGCUCGCUCGCUGUUGACGGGAGCGCUUUUGAGCCUGGGAGCCCAUGCCACUG